AAUGUCUCUUACACAAGCUAUUGCUUGAAAUGAUCCAAAGAGAAAACGUUUGCUCAGUGUUGGAGCCACUUGGCUUAUAGGCUUCUUAUGAGUAAUGUAGUGGCUUUAGUGAACUUCUUGACACGGCUUAGCUUCCCUUUCCACCCACACAGCCUUAUUUGAGGCCCUUAGUCAGUCGGCAAGCAUGUUUGGAACUGGCCCCGGUGCUUUGGGAGCGCUCGUGUUGCAGGGCAGUCACGGAUGGGCAUCUGUAGUUAUAAAUACUUGACCGCUCUCCAGGGUGCGGUGGUCAGCCCUUUACAGCAGCUUCGGUGCCUGCUAGCAAGCCGGCUUUGGCCUGGAGGGCAGGAACAGAUUGCCGUAGGACAUCGUUUGCUGAGAAAGAAGUAAAAUGGAACACAAUGGGUCUGCCUCCAAUGCUGACAAAAUCCACCAGAAUCGAUUGUCAAGUGUGACUGAAGACGAAGACCAAGAUGCUGCUCUUACGAUUGUGACCGUGCUGGACAAGGUGGCCACCGUCGUGGACCGUGUGCAGGCAAGCCAGAAGAGGAUAGAAGAGAGACACCGGGAAAUGGAAAACGCUAUAAAGUCUGUUCAGAUCGACCUGCUGAAGCUCUCCCAGGCACACAGCAACACGGGCUACAUUGUUAGCAAGCUCUUUGAGAAGACCCGGAAAGUCAGCGCCCACAUCAAAGACGUGAAGGCCCGAGUGGAGAAGCAGCAGGUUCAUGUAACCAAAGUUGAAAGCAAACAAGAAGAAAUAAUGAAGAAAAACAAGUUCCGUGUGGUGAUAUUCCAGGAGAAUGUCCGGUGCCCCUCAUCCCUGGCUGUGGUUAAAGACAGAAGCCUGCCUGAGAACCAGGAGGAGGACGAGGAAGUCUUUGAUCCCCCGAUAGAUCUCUCAUCAGAUGAAGAGUAUUCUGUAGAAGAAAGCAGAUCUGCCAGGCUUAGGAAGUCAGGCAAGGAGCGCAUUGAUCAUAUCAAGAAGGCAUUUUCCAAAGAAAACAUGCAAAAGACACGGCAGAAUUUUGACAAGAAAGUGAGUGGAAUUAGAACUAGAAUAGUCACGCCCGAGAGGAGAGAGAGGCUGCGGCAGUCAGGAGAGAGGCUCAGACAGUCAGGAGAGAGGCUCAGACAGUCGGGGGAGAGAUUUAAGAAAUCGAUUUCAAAUGCUGCCCCCUCCAAGGAGGCUUUUAAGAUGCGCAGCCUUAGGAAACCCAAGGAUCCCAAAGCUGAGAGCCAGGAGGGAGACAGAGGGAUGGGCGUGGACAUCAUCGCAGGUAGCCUGGCUCUGGGGCCCAUCCAUGAGUUCCAUCCUGAUGAGUUCAGUGAGACACAAAAGGAGGUGGACCCCCCGACUCCCGAGCCUCUGAAGGUGACUUUUAAACCUCAGGUGAGAGUAGGUGACGAUGAGUCCCUCCUGCUGGAUUUAAAGCCGUCCUCGUAGAGAGGCAUUAAGUAUGAGCGUCCAUCUCAGUCACAGUAGGGUAGUCUGCUAGUCACACACAGUAGAAAAGCAAAUGGCACAAAAGCUUCGUUUCUUUCAAAUCCUAAAGGUUAUAGAAAUGUUAUAUGCAACCUUCUUAUGGGAAUUCCAUUUCCCCUGAGAAUCUAUGACUCUGACAGCUUUUUUUUUUCCCUCGAGUGUCAUACCUUUUUAUGGCAGCUCUUGUCCAAUUAGAAUAUAGUUGCAUGGCUCAGAUCAGUUAGAUGCUUGGUCAUCCCAGGUCAGUUAGAUGCUUGGUCAUCUGUAACACAGGAGGGACAAAUCUGUGCCCGUCGUUCACCAGCAAACUAGAUUCGGGUCAGGAUUGACAAGUCCAGUCACAAAGGGGAGUAGCUAACGAGUGUAUUGCAUUAUCCAGAUGUUCCCAUUGGGAGAUUGAUUGGUGAAUCAGUAGCCACACCCCUUAUGAAGCUCUUGUGUGAGGGAAGAUAAUUAAGUUUUGAGCUUGAGCCUUUAGCUGUGUCAUCAUACUUCCCUGCUAGUAAAGGAAAUGGGGAGGGAUUGCUGGCCCCGCACUUCCUGGAGAACUUGAGAUCUGAGGGAUGUCAUUGAGUGUGGGGACAUCCAGUGGAGAAACACGAACCACGUGGUGCUUCUAAGCUGACUUAACAGCGGUGUCUAUGAAGAAGCCCUCAACGCCAGGCACUGAGGCCCGAGUUGAGCAGAAACUGAAGUUGUGCUUUGCAAGUCUUUUCAUGGCUUGAAGAGUGAACAGUAAAUUCUUGGAGGAGCAAUUUUUUAUUAACGGCCGACACCAACCUUGGAGUUGUGGCUGGGUCCUAACAUAUUCCUUAGAAAACUGUCUCUGAUUGUCAUCAGACGUGGGUUGGGGCGGACUGGUGCAGGUUUUGUGUGCACAGCAAUGAGCUGGAAGUCCGUCCUGAAGUGGCUUUUUUAAGGUCUGCCCUGAUGAGGGCAUAGAAGCGACCUCCAAUGCUCUUAGUUUGCAGAGUGAAUCUUCUAGGGCUGACGUGUCCAAAACAGUGCCCAUGGGCAUUUAUCACAGCUACUUUGCUGGACUUCAGAUUCCAGGUUCUAUGCGGUCUGCAAGUACAAAUUGCCACUGAAGGAAAACCACACCCAUUUUGCACUUCCCGCCCACUGAAGUCUUUGUGUCAUUUUUUGAUGUGGAAGCGACAGCAGAAUUUUUGAUAGAUUUCUUUCCUCACAUUCAACUUGGCUUUGAAUAAUCAUGUAGUAGUUAGAAAUAGGCAGGCAUGGGAGUGCAUGCCUGGUGCCCCAGGCUGAGACAAGAGGAUCAUAGUGCCCUAAGUACAUGGUCAUCUUGCUUUCUUUUUUUCAAGACCAGGCUGGCCUCGAACCCAGAGAUCUGCCUGCCUCUGCCUCCUGUGUACGUAUGCCUCCACCACCAGGCAUCUUGGUAUCUUUCUACAUUGCAAACUAAAGCAUGCACAGUGUUGAGUAAAACUCCGAAAGCAUCAUUCCAAAACAACGUUUUUGUAACUGCUUAGGAGGAGGUUGGGUUUCCAGCAGUAGAUGUGAGUGUGAAAUGGUGUUAUUUUGAGGCCAGGGUUGUGGCUGGAAAGCUUUUAACCAAUGGUGAAUGGAGACAGCGGUAUGCAAAUGAAGGAUGAAGUUGGAUAGUUUUUAACCAAUGGUGAAUGGAGACAGCGGUAUGCAAAUGAAGGAUGAAGUUGGAUAGUUUUUAACCAAUGGUGAAUGGAGACAGCGGUAUGCAAAUGAAGGAUGAAAUUGUAAAUGGAGGGUAGGAGGGAUAUGGGGAAGUUACGUUGUUGGUUCCCGUUUGUUUCAGUUGGGCUGAAAUACUUUUCUGCAGAUAUCUGGGGCUUUUGUGUCCUGACUCAGACCCAGAUGACAUCUUGGGAAGCUUUGGCUUGGGCUUGUGAGGCGCAGAGACCCUGAAUGGUUCAUGUCGCUGGGGGCUCAUGGUAAUCCUGUGCUUCAUUUUAAUUUUGCUACCAGGAUUUUCCCUCCAUGUCUCUAAUGUGUUCGUGUCUUUCCGUGUUUAGGACAUUCCUGAAUUCCACAUUCUUGAUUUCCUGUACCUUCACCCUGUUUUACUGGUGCAAAGACAGUGGGCUGCAGAGUCCACACACUCACUUAGUACAGGGGGUUUUCUAGUCCGUGUCCACUAUUGUGAACGCUUCCGGAAACACUAGGUUAUUUACUCAUCUGUGAUGCAGAGGCACAGAUAUCAGGCAUUAAAUAAUUUACUCAAGUCAAACCUUUAGCAGGACUUACCACCAUUCUCAUGAGAUACAGCAGAACAGCAGCCUCAGAUGCCAGGGUUGGGGAGCUGGUGUUGAAGCUCUUCCAGGGGUGACAGAGGGGGCAGUGCCAACCUGUCUCCUGCAUGUGAUGAUCCAGGUGUCCCAAGUGAGCAGUGGCUUGGCCCCUGCUUACAGGUUAGAGAAACACAUGAUGCUGAAUAUUAGCGUGAGUGGACUUGUUCCCCAAAAGCAAGUUCUCAUGAAUGAAGAACAGAAGCCAAAGUAAAAUACAACCAUUUUGACUUCAUUCUUUGCUUUUUGUACACAUUAAAGGGCUGCUUUUGAACAGA
Molecule: messenger RNA, 4049 nt
Organism: Mesocricetus auratus (golden hamster)
Lineage: Eukaryota; Metazoa; Chordata; Mammalia; Rodentia; Cricetidae
Gene: Cavin4
Product: caveolae associated protein 4
Exons: 2
Coding region: 392-1447 (351 amino acids)
Biological process (GO): regulation of gene expression
Cellular component (GO): caveola; cytoplasm
Source: RefSeq, a predicted model, not a curated record